AGCAAGCUGAAAAGAGAAAACCGGAAAUAAAUGCACUAAGCUUAUUUACCAUCGAUAUCCACUUCCAGAGAAGGUUAACAGGGUGUUUGCCAUUAUGCUUAAAGUAGAAGAGGAAGCACAAAAGUUAAAGGAACUUUAUCUAACAAGUGCAAAUGUACUGGAGAAAUGGCCAGAAAGUGAUGUGAUCUCAAGUUGCARUGAUACAGUGUUUAUGGAUUUUCUUCAAAAGCUAUCAGAAGUUGACUUGGAGGUUGCUGUGUAUGGACUACAAAGGCAGCUGGACAUUGAAGUGCAACUGGUCAAGUGUUUUGAAUAUUUAACAGAAAUGAAUUGUGAAAGCUGUGAUAUUACUUCUAAGUUGAUCACAAGYCAGGGAAAGGUAGCAAGGCUAAGAAGUAGAYUGCUGCGCUGCAUUAAUAAGCAACUAAUUAUCAAUGGAAAUGCAAGUGCCCUUCCACCAUGGCAAGGUAUAUUGCAUGAUGACAGGAAACGCCAGCCCAUGACUUCAACAGAGGUACAAGAAACCAAGGAUGCCAAUAAUGCUAGGCAACAACCUGCAAGUGAGAGUAGCUUAGAGAUCCUCAAGGAAGAUGCUGAGAAUGAUUUAAAAAGAGCUGACAGUGAAGUAAGUCAGCUUUGUGCUUCAAGUAUGUUGGAAGGGAUGGAAGGAGACGAGGCAUACACUGACUCUUCUCACAAUAUGACGGACGAAAAAGAGCAGAACAAUGCAGAGUUGCAACAGCCAAAUACCAAUGACAAUGYUUCUACUGAUGAAGAAAUGCAAGAUUCUGCAGUCAAAGUUCACAAAGUAAGAGAGUCAAUGAGUGCAGAUGAAGGCAUGAAAAAGCUUCAAGAAACGUUGGAAAAGAAUCUCCAUGAAAAAGUACAUGAAGCUAAAGGUGUUGGUUCAAUGCCUCCUCCCAAACCCUCUCCCUAUAGCGCACUCGAGUCAAUGCCAAUGUUAGACGCAGCACCAGCUAACAAGACUGGUGAAUUCAUCGAUAGCGGAGAAGAUCAAGGUGAUGGCAUCAUUAUCAAGGAACAAAUACUGAUGCGGGACUGGGACCCAACGAAGCUGCUUGAAGACUUAUUUGGUGAAUGUAGCAAAGAAAAAGAAGCCCAUUCACAAACGCCUUCUUCUCCUUCCAUGAGUAUUGUACGCAUGUCUGGUUACAUGGAGAAACUACCGAGUAGUUACAAACAAAAAAAGUCGUCUGUUUUUAAGGGUUGGAAAAAACGUCAUUUCAAGGCAUUUGAUGGAAAGUUAUUUUACUUUGAGGAUCAUCGCAACAACGAACCACUGGGGAUGGUGGAACUCCAGGGAUCGUCGGUUGUGAUCAGUUCUGGAAAGGUGCUAGAAAUAAACGACUUCGAAGGCAAACCAAUUUUGAAACUUCGAUGUGCUUCGCAAUUUGAAGCAGAAGACUGGAAGCAGGCCAUUGAAACCGAAGCAAAUUAUCGCCAAGAGCCGGUAUAYGAAGAAGUUUGUUCAACUCUUGAGGAUUCUGUGGUAAUUAUUGACUUAGGCUCGAGUACCGUCAAAGCUGGAUUUGCGAAGGAAGAAGCCUGGCCGCAAGUGAUCUUUCCAUGUGUGUGUUCUGUGCUCAAAGGGGAAGAGACAGAUUGUGUUUAUGGUUAUGCUGCACUUGAUCCUAAACGAAGAAUUCAAUCCAACCUUCGUUUUCCCCUGAGAAGAUCUUUAAAGAUUGAUAAGCUCAAGUUUUCUGCAAUGGAUUUGACAGGGAUUCUAGAGCACACAUUUCGUUUGCUGAAAGUAGAUCCAUCGAAACAUAAGGUGGUGAUGACAAUUCCACAAAAUACCAGCCAAAAGGACAAGGGAGAUCUUGUAGAGAUUCUCUUAGGGUUCUUCAAUGUCGAAGCCUGUUAUCUUCAGGAACAAGCCAUACUGGCCAUGUAUUCAUACAGUGCUGUUUCUGGAGUGAUUGUUGAUGUCGGAGAUCAUAUUGAUGUUAUUCCAGUUGUUGAGGGUUGUGUGAUAGAGGCCGGUGCRUCAAGGUUACCUUACGGUGGGCGACAAGUUACCGAUAUGUUAGCUAGRUUGCUGACAGAAAAAGGMCACAGAUUCUUCUCUGAGGUAGAAUCCUACAUAACAAGGUAUAUCAAGGAGCAGUGCUGUUAUGUAUCAGAAAAAGAAAUCUGUCAUGAAAAUGAUGUACCAAACUAUUCUACAGACAUCAUGUUGGAUAAGUACAAGAUUCCCGACGGAACGAGAAAAGUCACUGUUGAUACCGCGAGAUAUCGCUGCACAGAAGGMCUAUUUGAACCUAUAGUUUGGGGMAAGGAUCAUCCGGGUGUUUCUGAUUUAGUGUACAAGGCAAUWAUGGCUUGCAGUAUUGAUGUCCGUAAACAUAUGGCUCGUAGUAUCUAUCUUAGUGGUGGAGGGUCCAUGUUGCCAG
Exaiptasia diaphana is the source of this 2417-nucleotide messenger RNA. RefSeq lists its product as uncharacterized. Lineage: Eukaryota; Metazoa; Cnidaria; Anthozoa; Actiniaria; Aiptasiidae. The record is from RefSeq and is a predicted model, not a curated record.